AUGGCCGGAGGAGGAGAGGAACUCACGGUCGCUCUGUUGAAUAAGACGGCUGAGAACGGUGGGGAAGAUGAUGAGUUGGGGUUGACGAAGAAGGUUUGGAUUGAAUCAAAGAAGCUUUGGGUAGUAGCGGCGCCGGCUAUCUUCACGAGGUUCUCUACGUUCGGAGUUUCGAUGAUAAGUCAAGCUUUCAUCGGUCAUCUUGGACCUAUCGAGUUAGCCGCUUACUCAAUCACCUUCACCGUUCUCCUCCGUUUCAGUAAUGGUAUUUUGUUAGGCAUGGCCAGUGCACUAGAAACACUAUGUGGCCAAGCUUACGGAGCAAAACAAAACCAUAUGCUCGGAAUCUAUCUCCAAAGGUCAUGGAUCGUCCUCACAGGUUGUACCAUUUGCCUCACGCCCGUUUAUAUCUUCUCGGGCCCGAUCCUCUUAGCCUUAGGUCAAGAGGAACGCAUUGUCCGUGUGGCUCGGAUCAUAUCCCUAUGGGUCAUAGGCAUCAACUUCUCAUUCAUACCAUCAUUCACUUGCCAAAUGUUUCUCCAAGCUCAGAGCAAGAACAAAAUCAUUGCUUAUGUGGCUGCAGUCUCGUUAGCGGUCCACGUGUUCUUGUCGUGGCUCCUAAUGGUUCAUUUCGAUUUUGGAAUCACCGGUGCUAUGACCUCGACGCUCGUUGCCUUCUGGUUGCCUAACAUUGCGCAGCUCUUGUUCGUCACUUGCGGUGGGUGUAAGGACACGUGGAGAGGAUUCUCUAUGUUGGCUUUCAAAGAUUUAUGGCCCGUUUUUAAACUUUCCAUGUCUUCCGGUGGAAUGCUUUGCUUGGAGUUAUGGUAUAACUCGAUCUUGGUACUGCUCACUGGAAAUUUAAAAAACGCAGAGGUCGCUCUAGAUGCACUUGCUAUCUGCCUCAACAUAAAUGGAAUGGAGAUGAUGAUAGCACUUGGUUUUUUGGCAGCAGCAAGUGUAAGAGUGUCGAAUGAGCUCGGUAGGGGAAACUCAAAAGGAGCCAAGUUUGCAACAUUGACAGCGGUUUUCACGUCACUCUCUAUAGGAAUAGUUCUAUUCUUCGUCUUCUUGUUUCUAAGAGGAAAAGUUUCCUACAUUUUCACUACAAGUGAAGCUGUAGCAGCAGAAGUUGCCGAUCUUUCUCCACUUUUAGCUUUUUCCAUCCUCAUGAACAGUGUUCAACCUGUUCUCUCAGGAGUUGCUGUUGGAGCAGGAUGGCAAGGAUAUGUUACUUACGUUAACCUUGCUUGCUAUUACCUUGUCGGAAUUCCUACUGGUGUUAUCCUUGGUUAUGUAGUCGGUUUGCAAGUCAAAGGUGUCUGGAUCGGAAUGCUAUUUGGAGUAUUUGUUCAAACUUGUGUGCUUACCAUCAUGACUCUGAGAACAGAUUGGGAUCAACAGGUUUCUUGUAAAUUUAAGUAACCAGAAAAAGUUCCACAAGAAUUCCAACCACGAGUGGAGACCAAAUAAUCUUGCUGAGAAAACUAUCCACGGCACGUGUUUUGAAGCAAGGUGUUUGCUUGAGUCCAACGGGUAAAACGUGAAAGGGACUACUCUCGCUUUUUCCUAGUAAGGAUAGUUUCCACUGUUCCUUCCCAUUAACCUCUUGGAAGCCAUAUUAUAUGUCCCAAAAAGCAUCAUUUAGCUGCCUUUUCAACAUAGUUUGAAUUUCAAAUCUCAAAUCUGAAGCUGUUUCACUUUCUAGCAACAUGAAUCCGCAACAACGCCCUCUUCAUUCAUCGACAUUUGUUCACCAUGCUUCCCUCUCUCAAGAUUGCAAGCCACAUCUUCGUUUUUAUUUGCUUUCCACUUCUUUUCAGUGACAUCAGCAAGCGAAUCUGCAAGGAAUCGACUAGUAACUCCUCCAGCAAAGUUUUGUCUUGCCACUACUUGCAGACCAGUUGGAAACGUACUUCGUUUUUGGUUUCAAUGGCUCUUAGGCUCACAAAAACAGAAAAAGGAAAAAGCAAAUGAAUGAAGGCCGCGACAAUAACUUUAUGAGAAUCAAGGCACCAGCUCUGAAUAACUCAACACUCAUAAGAGACAACGUGCUUACCUUUAUAGGACGGCUGAACAGAAGAUGUGAGCUCUCAUUCCAUCUCUUCCAUGCAAAUAGAAUUUUCAACGUAGAGCUGUUGGGUCAGAUCUGGAAAACAUUUGUUUCCAGUUUAGAUUUUACAAAGAAAUCUGAGAAAAGUCUUAGAUAAUAGACCGUACCAUUUCUCCUUCUGGAUGGUCAUCCUCCAGUGGUGGAAACCGGUCAUCUCUCCCUCUUUUCCCUCCAUGAUUCCUUUCUGGAUCAAAAUCAAAGGUUUACCCCUCCUCUACUGGCAAAAAGACUUGGUGUGCAGAGUAGACCAAGAGUUGGGUACCUUGGACAACCAUGAGCUGACAAGAACAACAACAAGGGUUAGAGUACUAGUAGAUGGCUUAAAGUCUCUAGUGAAAGAAUCGAUUGUGGAGUUUGACUCGGGUGAAGAAAGUGUUAUUACCCUGGAAUAAGAGAGACUUGAAUUACACUGCUCAUUUUGUUUCUCACUUCUUCAUCUGAGGAAAAACUGUCCGAAAAAACAAGAUGACGAAGCAUCCAAAACACAAUUGGUAAGGUCAAGAGAAGAGGAAGAAGUCAACAAAACUUUAGCUCUGAGAUCUCUCCAUGAGAUUAUCGUAAGACCCCCAACCGCUACAUCUCAGACUCCCUAAGAUCUUCGGAGGAGGAUUACUAGCUUCGUAAAGUUAUGUUGGUGUAAACUCUGCCAACAUCUCAUUCCAGAAAUGAUUUGAUAGACACGGAAACUCUUUCAAGGAAAGAGUAAGCACCAAGCAAACUCGUAAUCCACCACCAGAGAAAUCUGCGAACCAAGGAGACACCACAUAACCGAUCUGGAAAAGCAAACCAGUCUCAAAAAGAGCUCAGACUUACGCUUCACCACCCUAUUCUAAGAAGAGAGAGGGUAUCAGCAUUAUCACAGAGACGUAGAGAUCUCUUUCCUCAACGGAGCUCAUGCCAAUGGAGGCCAAAACAGGUCUCGGAAACGGAGGACAUCUCUGUCAAACCAUUCAUCCAAAAGAAUCUUGCAAUAGAGGAAACAAAUCAGAUGGAUCCUUUGCAGAAGAGAACUAGCGUACCUCAAGUGCUCUCAAAAGAGGCAGUUAUGGAAAAACUACACAAAGUUACGAGGCAGUACCCAAGUUUCCAUGACCCUGUUGGAGCAGCAGCUCGGAGGUAGAGAGUUCUACGGAGAUGCAAUUUUUUUAAUGGAAGAAACAAUAACUUCAAUAAUGGCUCCAGCAGCAAAGCAGCCGAAUUUGUCGUUGCAACUAAGUGCUUCUGAUAGUAAACCAAUCACUCCUCCUCCAAUCAAUGAAUAUCCUCUACAUGGCUGGCUCUUCCCUGUCCCUUCGGUCAUUUACUGCCCUUAAGCUAGGAGAGAAGAGGAUUAUGGAUUGGAAUCAAAGUUUAGUGACACUCUUCGUUAUAUGGACCAAGCGACCCUUAAUGGAGAAAGAGAAAGAUCAAAGUUUAAAUCGGUCAUUAUCAGCCCUAAGACGGAAAGGGAAGAAGCGUUGGAAACACUCCAAACCCCAUUGCAGUACCUGAGGAAGAUGAGACAUUGAUGGCUUUUCAGAACAAAGCCAGGAGAAAAAUUAGGAAACCUGCAAAAUUGAGAUCACGAAGAUUUAGUUCUAACAUUCUUCGUGGAGCAGCUUAUAAAAAAAAAAAAUAAUCUCGUAGAUUCAGAACUCACAAGGAAAAGGUGUAUAUCCAUUAGAGAGAGAAUCAUAGAAAAAAAGCAGAGGAAAGAGUUGAAUGAACUUUAUGUGCCUUCAGGUCUUUCAUGUCUCAAAAUGGGCUCUUUGAUCUAAAAUUUUCUGGAAAAUACUUAUUUUUGAGAGGGAAGAGACACACUCAUCUGGUGCUUUGCAGACUGGAAAGAUCUGUAAGUAAAAGCGAAUGAAGGAGCUGUUCCCAUCUUGCAUAAACCAGUACCUCAAGUUUGAGGGCUCAGAUCACAGACUUUUGCUUGCUUUCCUAGAUACUUCAAGGAAAAAGGGCAAAAAAUUUCAGAUACGACAGAUGCUUCAAAGAUAAUCUGGAAAUAAAAAAAUAUCAUUAAGGAUAUUUGGGAAAACUCCAUGCAGCUUACUGUGGAAGAGAGGCUCUCUCAUGCAGAAAGACCAUUUUUUUCCUGGAGUAAGAAGUUUCAUAAGAACAGCCAAAAGUCGUUAGAGGAUACAAAACAGAAACUGGAGGCAGCAAUGUCCAAUUCAAAAUCCAAUGAAGCCCUGAUUCACGAACUUAAUCUGAGAUUGUUGCACUUGUACAAAAGCCGAAGAAGAAUUCUGGAAACAACGCAGCAGACAAUUAUAGUUAGCCCUUGGGGACUCCAACACUGAAUUUUUCAUACAGUAGCAAAAGGUCGAUCAGCAAAAAAUAGACUAUCAGUGAUUGCAUACAAGAAUGACGUACCAGUCUAUGAAGAGGAAGAGAUUUCCAGAGCCAUCUCAUGACUACUCAGCGCUCUUUGAAUCGGGUGGUGUUGAUGGACAACCAAAAAUCGUGAAAGCUCUCCAACCAUGCAUUUUAGAUGCACAAAAUGAAAGACUCAUAGUGAUGCCACAUGCAAAUGAGAUAAAGGAAGCUGCCUUUGCGAUCAAUGCAGAUAAGGCGCUAGGCCCCGACAGGUUUUCAGCCAGUUUCUUUCAGUCCAACUGGAGGUCAUCGGGCCAGCGGUGGUGAAGGAGAUCCAGCUGUUCUUCUCAACGGGUAUCCUCACACCAACGCUCAACAAAAAUAUGUGAAGUUAAUUCCAAAAAUCACAGGAGCGCAAAAAGUGGAAGAUUGUAGACAUGUUGCCCUUAGCAAUUUCAAAGCUGAUGUCCCUAAGAUUAAAAACAAUUUUGGGAUCCGAGCAGGACUAUAACAGACAACAUUUUGAUCACUCAUGAGGUGCUACACUUCCUAAAGAGAUCAAAGGUAGAAAAGAACUGUAAUAUGGCUGUAGAGACAAAUAUGUUGAAAGCAUACAACAUAAUUGAGUGGAAUUUUGUCUCAUAUGUUCUACAAAGUUUAGGCUUUCAUGCAACAUGGAUAAACUGGAUAAUGCAAUGCAUCACUACAGUUUCUUACUCCUUUCUACUCAAUAAUUCAGUCUACGGAGAAGUAAAGCCUUGCCGAGGUAUUAGGUAGGGAGAUAUCCUAUCUACUUAUAUCUUAAUACUAUGCAGUGAAGUCCUAUCGGGUUUGUGCAAGAGUGCAGAAAGAAAAGGUUUAAUUUACUUCAGGGAGUCAGUGUAGCACGUGGAAGCCAGAGGGUCAGUCAUCUGCUCUUUGCAGAUGACACCAUGUUCUUUGGCCUUGCAUCCGCUUCAAAUUGCGAAACUCUGCUGAGGAUCCUAUAAAAAAAAAGAGUGAGCUUCCAGUCAAAUGAUUAACAAGGCCAAGUCAUCCACCACAUUCUUAAGUAAGUCUCCACCUGAAGUCAAAGAAAAAAUGAAGUUAUUGCUGGGAAUUACACAAGAAAGAGGUUUAGGCAAGUAUCUAGGACUGCUUGAACAUUUUGGCAGAACAAAAAGAGAUUUAUUUACCUCGAUAGUAGAUAGAAUCCGAAAGAAGGCUAUCAGCUAGUCCCCAAAGAGACUCUCUCGAGCUGGGAAGCUCACAAUGCUCAAAUCAGUACUCAAUGCCAUCCCAACCUACACCAUGUCCUAUUUUCAACUCCUAAUCAGCCUGUGUAAAAGAAUACAAUCCGUGUUAACAAGAUUCUGAUGGGAUGGAGUAGAUGAAAACAAUAAAAUCUGUUGGGUGGCUUGGGAUAAAUUAACUAAACCUAAAUCUUUAGGAGGUUUGUUUUAAGGGAUAUCCAAAAAUUCAAUCAGGCCCUUCUAGCAAAACUGGCAUGGCGUCUAAUCACGGUCCCGAGAAGCUUACUAGCACGGGUUCUAUUGCGGAAAUACUGCAAUGGAAAACACUUCCUUAAUGUGGAGCCACCUUAGACCUGCUCUCAUGGCUGGAGAGGGAUCCUCUACGGCAGAGAUCUUCUAACUAAGAACCUGGGGAAAGCUGUGGAGCCUUUGGAAGGACUUCUGGAUUUCACUCGAUAAGAUUGAAAAGCCUAUAGGUCCUAUUCGAGAAUCUGAUCUUGACCUCACAGUGCCAGACCUCCUAACGGAUUACCUAAAGUGAAAUAAAAGCAGAAUUCAAAAAGUUUUACCGGAGUAUUUCUCUCAGAUUUUGUGCCUGCAACCCAGCCUGAAAGGAGCAUAAGAUUCUUAUAUAUGGCACUCUACAUCUUCGGGUAUUUAUUUCGCAAAACUCAGGAUAUCACACGGCUUCUAUCUCCUACACAGAGUCGUCAUUGUUGCAUCAAGCUGAGGAUUUCAAGUGGAUAAAGGACAUUUGGUCAGGAAAGUUCUCACCCAAAAUAAAAGCUUUCCUCUAGUCAGUAGUGCAAAAUGCCCUUCCUCUAGGAGUCAACCUACAAAAGAGGAUUAGUAUCAGCAACCCCUUGCCUCAGAUGUCAAAACCUUAAAUCAGACAUACAUAUGUUCUUUACCUGCCCCUUUGCGGUAAAGGAAUGGAAGUGUGUUCUUUUACGCCAAGCAGUUCACAUAGCUGCAGAUUCAUCUUUUAAAGAGGCCAUCAUCAAGGUUCGAACAGCCGUUUGCCUUCGCCCUUCGGGAUUUGUGUUUAAUAUACUUCCAUGGAUUUGCUAGGAAAUCCAGACAGCACGAAACUCAUUGAUUUUUGAAGGUAAAACCUUCAGUCCUGAGGAAAUAUCGUUAAAAGGUCUGAUAUUAGCAAAAGAAUGGACGGAAGCACAAGGAAAAUCAUCAGAAAUUAAAUUGUUACCUUCUGCUCUACGCUCUUCCUCAAAUCGAUCAUCCAGAUCCACAUAUACCUCGAGAUUGAUCACUUGUAAAACAGACACGGCUUGGAAUUCGGACAGGAAGACUACAUGAUUAGGUUGGAUAUUCUCGCGACCAUCUUUGGCAGUUUCAUCCCAGGGAUCAUCGAUCCAGACUUUCGUUAAUUCCCCACGAAUGGUAGAGACCGUUGCGGUGUGAUUGGCUCUUUUUGCAUGGCACUAACUUUGGAAUUCUCAAAUCUCAAAGUUCUCUCUGACAAUUCAACGCCCUUCAGAGCUAAAACCGGCAAAUCGUAGUCUAAAGAAAUCAUUGGAAUCGUAUACACUUGAUCUCCUCUGGGUUUGCGACUAUUUGUUUCUCUCAUCUCCCUCGAUCGUAAACUCGUUAGCUGAUGGGGUAGCCAAAAAGACUCUUCGCUCCUUUCUGCUUGUGUAAUGAACCUUUCGGAAUGGACCACAUUUUAGGUCUAUUUGUUUUUCUUAAGUUUAAUGAAAUCAUUAAGUGACGAAAAAAUGUCACUAACAUAUAGUGCGAGACUCCUAAUAUCAUCUCUUAAAAUGAAGUUUCUUCUUAUUCAUUAAAUUUAGAACAAUUUUCACUUUUUGAUUGACUAUAUUUAAGACGUGGUUGGAGAAAUUCAAACAUCAUAAUUAGUGAUAUACAUCAUGGAGUAUAUCUUUCAAAUUCAAUAAAAUUCUUUGAGACUAAAAGAAUACUGUGCAUCACUGAUCUCAAGUUGUAUUUUCAUAGGCAUUCAUUUAUCAGUCUUUUUAGAUUUUAAAAAGUUUUGUACAAUCUGAUAGUGUACUCACACUUGAUUUAUUUUAUCUUCAGAAGAUAUGAUUAAAUAUCAUUUGUUCAUUGCCAUCUUUAUUGUUUCACUUCCGGUACAAGUCUUAAAGAAAAUGCUUUGUUUCGAUUUUGAUAUUAUACAUACAGAUCCAUGAUCAUAACGUUUUUAACCACUUUUAUAGCAAUUUUUUCCGACCAUUGCUAUUGGUGUGAUCAUUUUCUUUCUAACAUAUAAUGUCGUAUACGCUUCAGGAAAUGAAUCAUAACCAACGUGAUUUAUGCAUUUAAUUUAUACCUCAGUGUUUUGCUUAGUCUAUAGAAGAUAAUAUAUGAUUUGCAAAAUUUCUUAAAUCUCUUUAUAUAAUAUUGUAUCGUAAGACAACCUUGUUUUACAUGACAAAUAUGUAUUUUCCAAUAUUUCUGCUUUAAUCAUAUUCUUUUUACAUAAUUAUAAGUUAAAAGUUAUUCAACAUUGCUGAUAUUUGUAUACAAACUUCAAAUCAUAUAAUCAUUAAAUACAAAGCUUCCAAACAAGCUUUAUAUAAUUAUAUUCUAUUGACUAUAUCUUUUUUUUUUUUUUUUAACUGGCUUUCAUAUUAAAAUUUAACAAAGAAGAAAAAAGGAUACAGAGUUCACAAAGAAAAAGAAAAACAGAACAAAAUAAAAGAAAUACAACUGGUAUUAAAAGAAAAGAACAACACCGAUAAGCAAAACCCUAGAAGGUGAAUAACAAUGGCUUACAAGAUGAACGAAAGUAAAAUUGGUACGACAAAACUACCGGAAGGUGAAAAUGGUCAGACUACACAGACAAGUCACAGAAGCAACUCCGGGCCUUACAUUCAAUUACCUUCCAGAGCUGUUAAUCCAGAGAGGAGCCGAAGCAUCCUCACUCUCGUCCAAACAAGCACAACCACUGACAAUUAAGCACACAGAAGGUGAGAAGCAACAUACCUGAGAGGCACGAGCACACACACAACUCCAAUGGCCGAAAGGACAGGUUGCUAAGGAGGAAGCUAGGCGUAGGAGAAAACGGGACCUGCACUGAAAGGAAGAAGACUAUUUCUGCCGCGGGAAAUCCAAGGGGACACCAUGACACUGGGAUGAAACAGCCUUAUUUAGAAGACUAUUGACUAUAUCUUUAUUUAGAUUGUUCUAAAAUUGAAGUGAGAGAACGGAGUUAAGAGUGAGAGAAGCCCAAUUAAAAUUUAGAAGUGACAAAUGUGAAUCUUUUACGGUAAAGUAUUUGAUCUUAAUAAUGACUAAAUAUAUAUGAUAUAAAUUUGUAUUUUUGAUUGUAUAUAUAUAUCUACAUUUAAAUGUUACACAUUAAGUGUUAUAUUCAGUGUUUUGAAACCUGACCCGGAACCGUGGUUAAACCGAUAAAACCGGUGAUCCUAUAUGUAAUCCAGUUUGGUUUAAAAAAAAUAAAAUCUAUAUUUAGAAAUUCUAUAAAUCAGUAAAACACCGCUAAAACCUAAGACCCGACUACCAGUUGAACCGAUAGGUGACCCAUUAUGUAAUACAAUUUGAUUUAAAUUGUCUUAUUUAAAGUAUUCUAAUUCAUGAAUGUUUAGAUGAAUGGUGGAUAUAUUAUGAAUGUGAUGCUCUAAUUUUACAAAAGUUAGCCAUAAAUUUUUUAGUCAAACCAAUUUAUCAUUUUGUUGUAACCGUAAUGUAUCAAUAUUUGAGAGGAUACAUACUAAAAUAAAAAUAUAUUUGAGGAUCAACGAUUCGUAUACAACUUUUAUUGAUUACAAUUUAGUGAUUUUAGUUUUAAUUAAAUAUAAUCAGUUAUUUAUUUAGUUUACUUUUAUUGUUUACAUGUUAUUAGAAUUUUCUCGAUCUUUUUGGGUUAUUUUAAAUUUUAAAUUUAAUUUCAUUAUUCAUAUUAAAGAUUUAAAUAUUUAUUAAUUUUAAUUUUGUAAUAUAUUUUUUCCAUAUAUCCAAUAAUAUUUUUUAUUAUCAUUUUUGAUCAAUGCUUUAAAGCACGGAUUAAUUUUUAUUCAAAAACGUAUUUAUUGAAAAUUAGAAAUCUUAUACACAUAUAUUUUUUA
Messenger RNA from Brassica rapa (field mustard), 9716 nucleotides. Its product is annotated as protein DETOXIFICATION 21. Lineage: Eukaryota; Viridiplantae; Streptophyta; Magnoliopsida; Brassicales; Brassicaceae. The record is from RefSeq and is a predicted model, not a curated record. Gene Ontology annotation, molecular function: xenobiotic transmembrane transporter activity; antiporter activity. Gene Ontology annotation, cellular component: membrane. Gene Ontology annotation, biological process: xenobiotic detoxification by transmembrane export across the plasma membrane.